CCCUGCUCUUCCUCUCUUCCUCCCCCCCUCCUCUUCGCCCUAAUCUCGCGGAUUGUCGGCGCGCUUGGUGCAGUCAGUGGUGCAGUUCUGAGCCGGGAGAAAACGCUGGCUCAAUGAGGAGAUGCUGGUUUUCGUGUUGGUCUCUGGCGCGCUCUGGGUUUUAUUAGAGUUGAGUUCGACGCUGAUGGAGAAGAUGCAGGCCCAGGAGCUGAUGACCGGCCUCAGGGUCCCAGAGAUGGAGGACUUGGGGCACUUGGUUCGGUCCCUGCCCCCCUCGGCGCUGGUCGGGAUCGGGGCCCUCGCGGCUGUUCUGGCCUAUUGGUUUGCCACGAGGCCACGCCCCAUCCGCUCCCCCUGCAGCCUCCAGCACCAGUCUGAGGAGGUCCCGAAUGAAGGAGGGGGGAGGAGGUCCAUGAUGGGCGACCCGACCAAGCUGCUGACGCAUUACCAUGACGACGCUCGCACACUUUACGAGGUGUUUCAGAGGGGACUCAACAUCACCGGUGACGGCCCCUGUCUCGGCUCCCGUCUGCCCAACCAGCCCUACAAAUGGCUCUCCUACAGAGAGGUGAACGCGAGGGCGGAGCAUCUGGGAUCGGGGCUGCUGCACCAGGGCUGUCAACCCAACCCCAACCAGUUCAUCGGAGUGUUUGCUCAGAACCGCCCCGAGUGGUUUAUUUCAGAGAUGGCGUGUUACACAUACUCCAUGGUGGUGGUUCCUCUGUACGACACUCUUGGCGCCGACGCCAUUCGCUUCAUCAUAAACACGGCGGAGAUCUCCACGGUGAUUUGUGACCGAGCGGAGAAGGCCCAGGUCCUCCUGGAGAACGUGGAGCGAAGAGAGACGCCAUGUUUGAAACGCGUGAUUCUGAUGGACCCAUGUGACCCCGAGCUGCAGCAGAGAGGGAGGGGCUGCGGCGUGCACAUACAGAGUCUGCACGAGGUCGAGGCGCUCGGCCGGGACCACCACAGAGCACCCAGUCCUCCAUCGCCAGACGACCUCUCCAUCGUCUGCUUCACCAGCGGCACAACAGGGGACCCUAAAGGUGUGAUGCUCACUCAUGGGAAUGUGGUGGCAGAUUUUGGAGGAUUCCUCAAAGUCACAGAUACUGUGAUCUUCCCAAACCAGGACGACUGCCUCAUUUCAUUUCUGCCACUGGCUCAUAUGUUUGAAAGACUCAUCGAGUCUGUUGUUUACUGUCAUGGCGGCCGUAUCGGGUUUUAUCAGGGAGACAUUCGACUUCUCUCAGACGACAUGAAGGCUCUGAAGCCGACCAUCUUCCCCGUGGUCCCCAGACUCCUCAACCGAAUGUACGACAAGAUCUUCAGCCAGGCCAACACGCCCCUGAAGCGCUGCCUCCUGAACUUUGCGGCGAAGAGGAAAGGAGCCGAAGUGAGUCGAGGUGUGAUCCGGAGCGACAGCAUCUGGGACAAAAUAUUCUUCAGCAAAAUACAGGCCAGUCUCGGGGGAAGGCUGCGGAUGAUCAUCACGGGAGCAGCGCCCACCUCCCCGUCCGUCCUGGGCUUUCUCCGAGCGGCGCUGGGUUGCCAGGUUUACGAGGCCUAUGGUCAGACAGAAUGUACAGCCGGCUGCACCUACACCACUCCUGGAGACUGGACCUCUGGUCACGUCGGGGCCCCUCUGCCCUGUAACCUCAUCCGGCUGGUGGACGUCCCAGAGAAGAACUACUUUGCGUCGAAAGGAGAAGGAGAGGUGUGCGUGAAAGGGCCAAACGUCUUUAAAGGCUACCUCAAAGAUCCAGUGAGAACGGCUGAGACUCUGGACCCAGACGGCUGGCUCCACACCGGGGACAUCGGGAAGUGGUUACCGAACGGCACUUUAAAAAUCAUCGACCGUAAGAAGCACAUUUUUAAGUUGGCGCAGGGAGAGUAUAUUUCCCCAGAGAAGAUCGAGAACAUCUACAUCAGGAGCGAACCGGUGGCACAGCUCUACGUGCACGGCGACAGUCUCCAGUCGUGUCUGGUGGGAAUCGUCGUCCCAGACCCCGAGGUGAUGCCAGAAUGGGCCAAAAAGAAGGGACUGUCGGGAUCGUACCAGGAGCUGUGCGAAAACCCGUUGUUGAAGAAGGCGAUUCAGGAGGACCUGGUGCGUUUGGGCAAAGCCAGCGGCCUCCACUCCUUUGAGCAGGUGAAGAACAUCCACAUCCACAGUGAGAUGUUUUCGAUUGUGAACGGGCUCCUGACCCCGACGCUCAAGGCCAAACGUCCAGAGCUCAAAGAGUAUUUUAAAACCCAGAUCGACGCCCUCUACAGCAGCAUCUCCCUCUGAACUCCUCCUCUUCAUCACCACCUCUGAACCCGCUCCUCCUCUUCAUCACCACCUCUGAACCCGCUCCUCCUCUUCAUCACCACCUCUGAACCCGCUCCUCCUCUUCAUCAUCACAUUUGCUCCGUCCUUCCUCAUGUUCACUGCAGAAACGCACCCACAAAACGACCUGAACUCACAGUGUGAAGUUUAAGACCAGGAACAAACAGGAAGUCGGCGAUGUGCAAAUUUAAACUAAUCAUAAUAAAAAGUCACGCGCUAAACAAAAGACUCAAAUGAAAUUUAAAAAAAACCACAAACUCAAGGGAACAACAGUCAUUACCAGGGCCGGCCUUAGCUUUCAGGGGGCCCUGAGCAGAAUUUGUCCCUGGGCCCCUGGGCAGUGGACCUGGGCUCAGUUAUUGGUGAUUCAUAUUUGACAUUCUGACUCUGCUCUCAUCACCGUGUCCAAUUGUGUGUCUGUUUAUAUGACCAAAACACUGAAAUGUUUUAAUCUAACUUGUAAAACAACCAUUUAAAAGUACCUCAGCGACCUCAGCGACCUCAGCGACCUCGAGGGUGCACGGAUAAAACAAAUAGCAGCAGAUAUUUUGCUACUAUAUUUAAAAAAAACAAAUAAAUGUAAUCUGUAUAGACGGUUAUUUAAACUUCAGUAAACACCCGAGCGCUGUUACCAGUACAACUUUAAAUAUCAUAUUAUUUUCAAUACAAACGUCUGGGCUCUUGGGGGCCCCCUGGUGGUCUGUUUAUAGGCUGGGCCCUGGUUAUUACCUUAGAAAUGUGUUUGUUUAUUCAAACCUUCGUAGGUCGGUCGCCUUUGUCGGUGCAGAAUGUUUCGUCGACAUUUCUUGUUUUCUCCCCGACAAAACCCACAAACAUACAGCACUUCAGAGUCACACCGAGAUCGGACAUUUAUGUAAAUUUGGUCCCUUAGCCAAUCAGGACGCAGAACAAAUGCACGUUCAUACACUGCAAAAAAAAUAAUAAAUCGGCGAAACUGCGAGGAAAGAUGAACCGCGAUAUAGUGUAUAAUGUCCCUUUAAACAGAGCUGCUUCUUCAGACUGAACAGUGACGGUUUAAACUCAUCUUCAUCAAACAAAGUGAAAGAGUCAGUCAGAGGCAGUUCCUCUUAUAUCCCUGUGUGUCAGAUGCCCUCCCACUGGGACUAAACCUAAAGUCUGGGCUGGACCAGAUCUACAAAUACAAAAUUACAAACCCCCAAACUAUCAUCAAAAUCAAAAGUCUAAAGAUUCAUAUUCUGAAUUCAGGUCAUUUUUACUCGUGUGUGUGUAAAUCUUUUGCAGUGUCGUCAUGUCAUCCAUUUUAAGUUUUCGGUUCAUUGCUUCUUCUGAAAACAUUUUUAUGGUCAAACUCGUCACUACAGAAGAGUUUGUGUGUCUUAUCUCAGAACGAUUCACUCAUAAUUAAACUUAAAAAAUCUACUUAAAGGGGAGGUAUCGUGCAAAAACAACUUUUAUUGCAUGUUCUAAGUCUGCUCCUCAUCAACAACAUGAAGGUUUUACGUCGUCCAUGUUUGAGUAAUUUAGCAAUCUCUCCUGGGCCCUAUUCAAACGCUCCUUACAGUUAGCGGUACGAGUCUGUACGAGGCUCCGCCCACAAGCCUACGUCACCCACGCUCCCACACGACAACUCUCCAUAAAUAUACAAAAACAUGAUACAAAACUGUGCACUAUGACACAACAAACCUGAUGUGAUGUGCAGUAGUUUCAUCAGUGGGUGUUGUGAUAGUGCUCUGAAGGGGGAGUGACUUAGCACAGAGAGCAGAGACUCAAAAACGAAAUGUGUCAUCGUGUUACAAUCAAGUCAGAUACCUCCCCUUUGAGUCUUUGGAAUUCAAAAAGUACUUCUCCAAAAACUAUUUCUUACUUUGAAAAUUUACACCAAAAAUUAACUUUUUUAUGCAAGUCCCGAACUAAAAACUUUGAUUCACCGAGACGAUAACGCGUGCAAUCGGACAGAAGCAUCUUUGUACAGGCGCAGUAGCAGCAGGAGUCCAGAGGUGGCGCUCUCCUGCCUUAGUAAAAACAUUAGAACCUUUUCGAUAUUUGAGUUCACGUUUUUGCUGCAUGGUCCCGACGUUACCAAACCACUCUCUCCAUAAGUAUGUCGCACCAACGUUUUUAUAAUAAUGAAAAAAACAGAUAAACGGUCCAAACCCGGGGCAAACGCGGGGCAAACCCGGGUCAAACGCGGGGCAAACCCGGGUCAAACGCGGGCGGGCGCUGCAUGUACUCUGCCCGACCAUCGCUGGACUUGGUUUGACUUGAAAAUCCUAAAAAUGAUUGUCAGUUUUGGGCCGACGCUCCGGACGGAAUCUGAUUCUGGAAGUAAAAUUCCUGUUUGAUAAUAGAUUCACUGGUCUUAAAGCUGCACCGUGGAACUUUCCCGCUCCGCCUGCUCGUUUCCACGGAGACGUUACGUGCGUUGCCUGGAAUGUCCCGCAGUAUCGGCGUCCUUGAUAAUCACAGUGUUACAUAUUUGAGUGAGACGCGUCCCGUCCUGAGUCCGUGAGUCUAAAGCAACACUGCGGAACAUUCUUUACGUACGCAACAUCUCACCUUUUUAAAAUAUGUUCAAAUCCCUCAGUUGAUACGAUUCUACUGUUGUGUCCUUGGGCAAGACGCUUCGCACGUCUCCACGCAACAACAGAGUGAGACUAACUUCAGUUCAAAUUACUCAAGUAGAAGUACAAAGCGGUGGAGCGAGAAUUUACUCGAGUACCUUUGCGUCAAUAAAGUACUCGAAGAAAAAGUACGCCGCUCGAAAAAUACUCUAAAAAGUUCCGAUAUGUUUGAUGUAUUUAUUUAUGUUUCCGUGUACUCAAAUGAUUGGUAAUUUUACUUCCACAACCAGUAACGGCGCCCCCUGUCGAUCCACAGCAGUAACGGCGCCCUCUGUUGGUAACGGCGCCCCCUGUUGAUCCAUGGCAGGCUGAAUAUGCAAAGCGAACGAGGAGCAAACACAUGGGAUGAAUUUAAAUGAAUAAAUACUUAGUUUGAAAGGUUUACACUAGAGGUAAUGUGUAGAAAAGGUUUUAGACUUUAUUUUUAAACUUGAUUUUGAAGGUUGAAGCGCGUUCACGGUGUAAAUACAGGGCUGCAGCUGUAACUUAUUCUUAGAUAAAGGGUUUGAAUGGACUUUUUGUUUGUGUGUAGUGAGAUGAUUUGAAUCCGUAUUUAUUUAUCUGUAAAAAAGGAAUGGGCACCGUAUCCUAAAGAGUGUGCCAGUGGGAGGAGGGAGGGCACGGGAAGGGCAUCUGAAUAAACUGGAAUGAUUUU
Molecule: messenger RNA, 5587 nt
Organism: Periophthalmus magnuspinnatus
Lineage: Eukaryota; Metazoa; Chordata; Actinopteri; Gobiiformes; Gobiidae
Gene: acsl6
Product: acyl-CoA synthetase long chain family member 6
Exons: 21
Coding region: 122-2290 (722 amino acids)
Biological process (GO): long-chain fatty-acyl-CoA biosynthetic process; very long-chain fatty acid metabolic process; long-chain fatty acid metabolic process
Cellular component (GO): endoplasmic reticulum; membrane
Molecular function (GO): arachidonate-CoA ligase activity
Source: RefSeq, a predicted model, not a curated record